AGAGAUCUCACCGCUGACAGAAGUCGCGCACUUGUACUCUUCCUUGAGGUUUUAUAUUUAGCAAACCAAACCCUUUAUGUAGUCUUCUUUUUUUUUCUUACAAGAUUUCUGAUUUCUUAUUUUGAGCACAUCACAGGGCAUCCUCGGAGCGCCAGCACAGACGCUGAUUCUGUCACCCUGCUGCGGUCCUCGCUGGAGCUGUGAGAUUUCAGAAAGCACCGCAGGACCCAGAACUGCAAAACUGUUUGAAGUAGAGGGCUUCCUCUUGUCCCACGCGCCCAUGGAAGGCGAUGUUAUGGAUAAACUAGAUGACAUGGCCUCAGUGUCCGAAUUCGACCCUGUCACGGGGGAUAUUCCCGCCACCAAAGUGGAGAUCACCGUCUCGUGCAGAAACCUGUUAGAUCGAGACACGUUCUCAAAGUCUGAUCCUUUGUGUAUUCUGUACACUCAGGGAGCAGAGUCUAAGCAGUGGCGUGAGUUUGGGAGAACUGAAGUCAUCGACAACACCCUGAACCCAGACUUUGUGAGAAAGUACAUCCUGGACUAUUUCUUCGAGGAGAAGCAGAAUUUGCGCUUUGACAUAUAUGACAUUGACUCCAAAAGUCCUGAUCUAGCCAAACACCCCUCCGAUUUCAACGACUUCCUGGGUCAGAGCUUCUGCACUCUGGGUGAGAUAGUGGGUUCACCGGGCAGUCAUCUGGAAAAGCCUUUGGGCGGCAUCCCUGGGAAGAAUUGUGGCACCAUUAUUCUCACUGCAGAGGAACUCGGAAACUGUCGAGACUGUGCAACAAUGCAGUUCUGUGCACAUAAGCUGGAUAAGAAAGACUUCUUUGGCCGCUCUGACCCGUUCAUGGUGUUCUACAGAAGUAAUGAGGACGGAACAUUCACUAUCUGCCAUAAAACUGAGGUGGUAAAGAAUACGUUGAACCCCGUCUGGCAGCCGUUCACCAUUCCUGUCAGAGCACUGUGCAAUGGAGAUUAUGACAGGUCAAUUAAAGUGGAGGUGUACGACUGGGACAGAGAUGGCAGUCAUGAUUUUAUCGGGGAGUUCACCACCAGCUUCAGAGAGCUCUCUCGUGGCCAGAGUCAGUUCAACGUGUACGAGGUGGUGAAUCCUAAAAAGAAGCUUAAAAAGAGAAGAUACAUCAACUCUGGCACGGUGACACUGCUUUCAUUCUUGGUGGAAGCCGAACACACGUUUCUGGACUACAUCAAAGCAGGCACUCAGAUCCAUUUCACAGUGGCCAUUGAUUUCACUGCAUCCAAUGGGAACCCUUCUCAGUCUACCUCCCUGCAUUACAUGAACCCCUAUCAAAUGAACGCAUACGCCAUGGCGUUGAAGGCCGUGGGAGAGAUCAUUCAGGACUAUGACAGCGAUAAGAUGUUUCCUGCAUUGGGCUUUGGAGCCAAGCUUCCUCCUGAUGGCCGGGUUUCCCAUGAAUUCCCCCUGAAUGGUAAUGUAGAUAACCCAUACUGCAAUGGGAUGGAGGGCAUUCUAGAGGCCUACCACGAGAGUUUGAAGACUGUCCAGCUCUAUGGACCCACCAAUUUUGCUCCUGUCAUCAACCAUGUAGCAAGGUAUGCUGCAGCAGUUCAAGACGGCUCGCAGUACUUUGUGCUUCUCAUCAUCACAGACGGUGUGAUAUCAGAUAUGGCUCAGACUAAAGAAGCCAUCGUCAAUGCGGCAAAACUACCUAUGUCCAUCAUUAUUGUUGGAGUUGGACAAGCUGAAUUUGAUGCCAUGGUAGAACUGGACGGCGACGAUGUAAGAAUAUCCUCCAGAGGAAAGCUGGCAGAGAGGGAUAUUGUACAGUUCGUUCCAUUCAGAGACUACAUGGACAGGACGGGAAACCAUGUCCUGAGUAUGGCACGGCUUGCCAAGGAUGUCCUGGCCGAGAUCCCGGAUCAGUUAAUCUUAUAUAUGAAGUCAAGGAGCAUCAAGCCCAACCAGACACCACCAGACUACAGCCCACCUGGGCUCAGCCCAACCCCCACCGUAUGAGUUUAUCCAGCCUGCUGAAAGAAAACAGGCGAUGUUAUGUCACCACCAAUUUGGAUCUCAUUCAAAGCCAGUACAACUGAUACAGUGUGAGGCAUCUAGGAAAGCGGAUGGUUUCAAUUCCCAGUUUUUGGAUCUAAUACACUGGAGAAAUUGAAAACUGUAUGUGUGUUCUGGAGAUUGAACUGUAAAAGACGGCUCUUAUUGGUUUGUGAGUUUGUGUCCCCAAUCAUAAUUUCUUUACAAAUUAGCCAACACUAUGAAAAUCUAUAAGAUCUGCGCAUCUGCGUUUUCUGUUUAGAGGUUUACUUGUGAAAAUGUAAGAGGUUGUUUGAAUAUUAUAACCUGAAUGGGUGAUUUGUUUAGUGAAAUUGUUUGAUUUGUGUCUAGAAUUUGUAGAAAAGUCUUUUUAGUACGAAGGAAUAUUUCCCAUUGCGUUUUCCCAUUCAUAGCUUUUUAGAGCUAUGAUAAACAAGAUUUUCUAUUCUUACGCAUGAAAUCCAGGUAAAAUCACUUGUACAUUGCAUUAAUACAUUGUAUUUAAUGUAUUUACAUACUUUAGAUGAAAUUAGUUAAGAAAAUCCAGUGUUAAAGUGAAAAGCACAAAUAUUUUCUUAAAGCUGUAAAAUUUGUAAAUGUUAACAAGAGGUCACAGAUUCAGAUUCAGAUUCAUUACACUGUAAACAGACUGAAAUUUCAUGCACAAUCAGCUCUCAAGAACACCAAAUUUACUUUCCAGCAGUUUAAUUUGUCCCUCCAGUUCCUUGCUCUGGAGCCGCUAUAUCUUGAUAUUGUGCAGCAACUCCUUAGACACGUGAGUUAUCAGGGGAAUCAUGAGAGAUUCCUCGCCGCUCGCUGCUGAAGAUGAUUGGGGAUGAGGCAGUGUCUGCUGUUUUUCUUAUAGCACAGUCUGACUCACCUGCAGCUGCCCGUGUCCAGCUUUAACCUUUGCCCUCUCAUUCCCGGGAUUCUCCCUGGAGUUUAAAUCACUUUUCUAUUCGUCACCAUGGCAGCAAUUAUUUUACUGGUUUCAAAAGAUGAAAGACACAUUGCAUGCAGCUGAAAUUGCAUUACAUACAGUACAAUUAUAAUGCCAUUUUGUUAAAAUGUUCUACCUUUGAAUCAUUUAUAGCAUUGGCAUACUGACAGGAUAAGCACUGAACACAAGUAAUUUAAUAAACUUGCCUUACAUACAGUAAGUUUACAUUAAAGGUUGACAGCAAGCAUAAAUUAAAAACAGUAUUUUACUGUAUAUGCAGUAUUAUUACGUACUAAGGAAUUGCAUAUUCAUUUCUUUUCUAAUUUUACAACCUUAAAAAGCUUAAAACAUUCAGUUAAAUCUCAUAAUCUUAUAAACUAUAAGAUUUACUCAUUUAGCAUACACAGCCUUGUAUACAGCUUCUUUUGUUUGAGGUCCAUUUUGAAAAUGAAUAAUAAUCACUAUUCUCAGACAAAUCUGUACGUAUCAGUAAAUACUGACUGUCUUGCUUUUUUUGGACAACAGGGCCGUUUAUACUUGUUCUUACCCACAGUUUUGAUACAUUUUCUCCUUGUCCAGUAAAUGUUGACAUCUCUGCUUGUUUGUCCCAAGUUGUACCAGUGUUUUGGUUUUACAACAUCUAUCUGUUAAUAUAAUUCAGAUUAUGAACUGUGAAGAUUAUCUGCAGUUUUAUUUUUAAAUCUCCACUGGUCCUCAAACUACACAUUUGUAAGUGAGCACAGAUGUUUACAAGAUGUGAAUGCCUCCUUUUUAACCCACUUUUACAAUAUGAAUGAGAAUGUUCUUUCACAAUGAUUGUUCAAUUUAGAAAAUCUGCUCCCAGAUUACAAGACAAUGUGUUUAAACACCUUUCUUUUACCGUGAGUUAUCAGCACACCUGGAGUUACUAAGAAUGAAGUGAUCCUUCAGUCCAUUAGGAGGUGAAGAUCAAGCCUGGAAAGGGAUCAUUGGGUGAAAGGGUCUGUUUGAGAGUGUUAACAGGUGGAUUGAUUUUGAAGGCUUAUUUACUCUUCACUGGAUAUUGUUAUUGGAAAACUAGUAGAUAAUAGUCCUUUUACUGUUAAGAAGAACAUUAUUUUUCAUGUGACUUUUUUUGUUUUGUUUUUCCCAAGGGGCUUUCUAUUGUAGUCUGUUUCUCAAAUGUAAACCUGGAAUUUAUACUUAAAUGUAACCUUUUUUAAUCCUAUUUAAUAUUUAUGAAUGCAUUGCUGCUAGGUGGCUUGUAAAUCCGAAGAACAAAUUACAAGCAUCCUGAAACACAUGUAUAUCAUGCUUCAGAGAAUGUUAAUGGGUUCAUUGUAUGGCAUGGUGUAAAUUUAGCAAAUAGAGUUUUUUCCCCCCACUAUAAUAAAGGCAGUAAGUUAUAAAGUAGUGCACAAAACCAUUGCAAAGAGGUAAUAGUAGAAAAAGUGUAAAUUAUGUGUUAAAGAUAUGGCCCUUGUCCAGUGCCAGCAUUCCCUCUGUGAGAUAUGCAUAUUGUGCCAAAAUGGCAGACUGGUUCAGUGACAAACUGGCUUAUUGAUCUGUGUUUAGCCUCUGCUGCUAUACUCGCCUCAUAACUGAAAUACAGAGCAUGACGCAUCCCAUCCUUGCUGGAUUCCUUUUCCUUCUCUCUUUUUCUCUUCUUCUUCGCCUCUUUUUAUCACAGUCGAUAUGCAUGGUGAGCUAUUUCCAAAACCGAACAUAGAACAUUGCUGUUGUCAUUCCUGUGGUCUGUGAAAUUGGUAACGAUUGCCUUAAAAAUUGAAAUGAAUAAAACAAUGACAACGUU
Carassius gibelio (silver crucian carp) is the source of this 4770-nucleotide messenger RNA. RefSeq names its product copine-5-like. Gene Ontology annotation, biological process: cellular response to calcium ion. Gene Ontology annotation, cellular component: plasma membrane. Bases 281 to 2002 code for a protein of 573 amino acids. Lineage: Eukaryota; Metazoa; Chordata; Actinopteri; Cypriniformes; Cyprinidae. Gene Ontology annotation, molecular function: calcium-dependent phospholipid binding. The transcript has 21 exons. The record is from RefSeq and is a predicted model, not a curated record.